GUAAAAGCCAUAACAUCACGCUAUAUCCAUGCCAAAAAAGGACAUGACAUUCGGCCAUUUUCCUGGCACUCACGAAACCACGUGCGAUUUCCCCUUUUGAGAUACCAACACGUGCGUUUGUUGACACUCAAUCCACCAAUCGGAGCGUUUGUUGUAAUACCGAGCGCCAGCUGAUUUUGACAGUUUGGCCGGCCUUGCCAGUAUUGAUUUUUCCACUUCCAUCGACGCAGCCUUAAACUUCACGUCGUUGUAGUUCUACAUCGUUGGAAAAUUACUUUAAGUGGUGUAAGUUUACGGGGUUUCGCGCUAAAUGUGGUGUAAAAGAGAGCUUUAGCAUGGAACUGCUCGAUUCGGAUAGAUUUGGUGAAAGUUUCCACGAUAUUUUCGUGCAAAAUCUUGCAAACAGGAAAGUAAAAGAUGACAAAAUAAAACGGAAAGACCAUACGAAUAAGGAUGGAGAGCUGCUAUCUCCGUGGAUCGAGAUCACACCGAAUGCAUCCAAGUUCGCGGUCUACAAUGCGAUUCGCUCGAUUGUAUUGGAGGUGGAGACGAAAAAUUCAAAAUUUGCUUCUACCGGAGGACCGUUGGGUAAACCGAACAAACCGCUCUGCUAUCAUCAAAAUGGCUCCGGAAAUGACAAUGAGCAAAACUGCUUAUCGUGCAAGGAAAAAUCCAAAGAUCUGAACUCGUUCAAGGACGCGGAUAUUCCGGAAUUUGAUUUCGAAGAGAACUUUGAUAACGAUGAAUCGGUCCCGUGCAAUGUUCCCAAGAUUGUCGGCGCUGGUUUGGAGAGUUUGUUCGAAAUCAUAUCAGAAACCCGGACUGAACAUCCAAGGAUUUGUACAAAGGCAUUAAAAUCACUGUAUGAUAUUAUUCAAGGUCAAGAUCCCGAAAGCUUUCGUAAUGAACCUGAAAAGCUAUUCGGUUCGCUGUAUGAUAUUUUGCUGGAGCUGGCCACUAUGCAUAACCAACCGCCUCCAAACAUGGGUUUGCCCCAAAAGGACACCAAUUGGUCAUCAAUUAGUUGCUCAACCCUUUUAGCUCUGUGCACCGUGCAUGGAGACACUGGCAAGAUUCUGAAAGCAGUUACAUCAAUUUUGAUGUCACCGAAGAUACUUUCCGGGCAGAUGAUUCAGCUACCACAAAGCAUAAUUAAACUGCAACGUAGCGUCCAUUCUGUAGCGCUGGGUAAAUUAAGCAUUCCAGAUUACUAUACGUAUGGAAUCUCUCAGAAUAGCUUGAUAGAUUAUUUCAAUAUAAAAGAUUACAUGUUUGUCGAGAAAGUUUUCUCACCAAACUGUAUCACCUCUGAUGGUAAAUUUAUCUACAUACUGAUAUCAAAAUCGCUGGUUAAAAUAGGUUCCGGAUUCAACGGAACCGUGCCCGGCUUCAUAUAUGGAAUUGCUAAAGAUUUCGGUAAAGAACGUAACGAAUGGAUCGGGUAUUGCAACAACAAACUGUUCUACAAGAAACUUUCGAAGCGUACCAUGGACAGUCUACUCGUGGUAGAUACCGAAACGCUGCAGAUAACAGGUUCAAUGCAAACGCAAGCUUCUGUAUCUAUGAAAGAUGGAAAUAACUGUUUGCUGUUUUCGGACGGAGAAUCCAUCUGCAGUAUUUGUACCACAUCUGGCAGCGAUAAUCUUCUUGUCAAGCAACUAUAUUCGAAGAACUCGUUCGCGUUUGAUCUCAACUUAAAAUUAGCCAAAAAUGGUUUCUACACCUUAGGAUAUUCCUUGUUCGAAGAGGAGAUUCUCAGUGAGAACCAGCUUAAGAAAAUUCAAAGCACAAGCAAUGGAUUUAUUCCGACGCUUCCCAACGAGGUCAAUCUCAACGGCAUAUCCUGCGGAAAAGAGUUUGGACUUGUCGUGGGUAGCAACGGCAAGGUGUAUUACUACGGCAAAGGAAGCAGUCUUGGGUUGAAGGCCGUUGGGAAGAAUCCCAGCUUGAAGCUUAACGAGAUCGUCAUUUCUAAAGCAACUAAUUUUACCCAAGUUUUUGUCGGUCACGAUGGCAUUCAUGCACUGCUGCUGAACGAAGAUGGAACGGUUUUCUUCGCCGGAACGGCUCGCAGGGGAGAAGAUGGCGAGCAGUCCAAGAAUCGUCGCCAGCUGAAAGCGGUUAAGCCGAAAAAGAUAAGUAAAAUCGACGGAUACUUUAUCAUGAACAUCUCGUGCAACAAUGGAACAUCGGCGUUCGUUACCAAGGACGGAAAGCUGAUCAUGUUUGGGAAGGACACCAACUACUGUGACUCGUCCGGUAUUGUAACCGGACUGAGCGAUGCUCAGAUCGUAAAGGUUGCACUCGGUAAGGCGCAUUGUGUCGCAUUGGACGCCAAAGGACAGCUGUACACGUUUGGGUUAAACAACAAGGGUCAAUGCGGACGGAAAUUCACCAAGGAUCGUAGCGAGGAUACUUUUGAUCCCAAACCUGCAACAAAGGCGUCAUUCAAACCGAUGUGCUCAAUCGACGAACACAACAUUGUUGAUGGCAAGUGUAGGAUCUGCAACGUUUGCCGUGAAUGUACCGGCUACAACACGGCAUGUGUUUCCACCAAGAAAACAUUCGUCAACGAGCGAGUUCCGGGAAUGCCAUGCUCUUGCGGUCACGGCAGUGCUGGAUGCUCUAAAUGUGGAAGUUGCAGCGCGUGCGUUGCUUCGCAGGAGAAUGGCUCUCUUUCGAUUGAAAACAACUCUGAAGCUCAAACAAUCCUUGAAAAGGCCAAAGAUGCGCUUCACAAAAAGUACGACAACUUGCGGCACGCGGAUGAGGCUAACCAGUUUUCCGAUCCGGACACGCCCCGUGUGGUGCCGGUUCCUCCGCAGCGGGUAGAACUACCCACAAAGAGUCCCAUCGUGCAGAUCAGCUGUGGGCUUCAUCAUACCGUCGUGCUAACGCUCUCCGGUGAGGUGUUCACCUUCGGCAGUAAUCAGUACGGUCAGCUUGGAACCGGUGACCUACAGCCAAUUUCCGGAGCACAUUUGGUAAAGAUCCCGCACAUGGUCAGCCAGGUCGCUGCCGGAAGCAAUCACACCGUAAUUUUGACGACUAAGGGCAUCGUUUACACUUUUGGAAACUAUCAAAAAGGUCAGUUGGGCAGACUUCCGGGAGAAACUAACCUUGUGGCGGGACAGGAACCGUAUGGUAUAUCGUCCAACAAUAUGGCAAAUCGGAUGGAUCAAUCGAAUGAUAAGGGAAGCGUCGCAGAUAUCCUGAUGCAGCGGCAGAAAUUCCUGUGGAAUUGUUCUCCUGGAGCCGUGACCGGUAUCGGUCCCUCCACGGGCAAGAAGGCAUCGUGGAUCGGGGCCAGCGGCGACCAGACGUUCAUCAAGGUCGACGAAUCGCUCGUGAACGCGUCGAUGCUGUCCAAGUUUAGCGUGGUGGCAGAUAAAAACACCAUCCUGUUGAUCCCGAAUAGCAACUAUCAGUUCAACUGCAUCGCCAUCAAUCGGCGCAACGGAAACUGCAAAGCUCACAACGAGAACCAGUUUGACUUCAAAACCAUCGUCAACAGGGUCGACGAGGGUGGUUUGAACGCUGCCCGAAAGCGUCCGAAAGUACAGCAGCCGGCGCAGCUUCCUGGUGCGGAAGCGUUGCUGGAGAACCAGCCAGAGGCGUUGGCUUUGUCGGAGAUGGAUAUUGGUUACGAAUCCAAGUAUGGCGCGGCGGAUGCUAGCAAGCAUCCCACCGUUAGCUUGGCGUUUGCCGUUGAUCCGUGCUUCAAUAUUUUGUGGGGGUUUGAUAGCGUGUCCAAAACAAUGAUGUUCUUCAAUGUGAUUGCGUCGGAAAUUUCACCAAGCGCAGAGCACGCAAAGGACUUGGUCGCCCUGCUGACGCCGGAAAUUGCAUUACCGACUCAUGAAGACGCUGAAGUCACCCGGUACCAAGCAUCGCUGAACAUUUUAGCAACGCUGGAUAUUUUGACGACCAACCAGAAAAUGCUCAAAACCUGCUUCCUGCCCUCGGACGUGAGUCUCAAAGUGAACCUGGACGGCAAGGACAACUGCGAAUACAACACCGUGUGUCGUUUCGAGAACUUUGGCGGAGGAUGGGGCUACUCGAGCUACAGCGUUGAGGCCGUACGCUUCAUGUGCGAUGCUGACGUUAUCAUUGCCGGUUUCGGUAUGUACGGAGGUCGCGGAGAGUACACGUGCAAGCUAAAGCUGUUUGAUCUGGGUUACGAUGGUGGAACCAACGAAAAGGAUGGCGUUCUGAUAUCCGAAGUCGAAGAAGUGCCCUUCGAGUGUCCUUCAAAGUGUAAAUUCAACAUCACUCUACCAAGUCCGGUGACGAUCAGCGCAGAACGGUGGUACCUGGUUCUGGCCAAGAUCUCCGGCCCAUCGUCCGACUGUGGCUCGUCGGGGCAGUCUUCGGUCACGACGUCCGACAAUGUCGCGUUCCACUUCAAGACGUCGAAGAAGGCGAACAACGGCACGAACGUCAGCUCGGGACAGAUUCCGUCCAUUUUGUACCGGGUCAUAUCGCAAAACAGCAAGGCCGUGUUUCCGACGGUUUUGAGCGAGCCCGUUUGCAAGCUGACGAAAAAGUUUGCCAACACGCUCACGAAAGAUUGCUUCGAGAGCUUGGUCAUGCUGCUGAACUGGUCGUGGAGUUCGUUCAAAAUAUCGACCACCGAUCUGCUGGAGACUCGCAAGGCGAACCAAAAUGCGAUUUCGCUCAAUAGACUCGUUUACAUUUGCAAGGCAAGUUUGCGUCUACUGAGGAAGUAUAUAAACGAGAUUUAUCCGUACAAGGGAUUCAACAAUAGUGAAAAACCAAACAACAAAGUUAAAACACUUGGCCCACGGCAAGACUCUAAGCAGGACAAGUCACCGAAAAGUAAAGUCUACGAAGUGAACGGACUCAUCUCGUCGGUGGAGAGCAAAACCGACUUGCUCAAGGUGAACGAUAUCAACAUUAUGGAGAUCAACACGCCAAUGUCCAACAAGAAGAUUGCAUCCGAGAGCAUCCAGCUGGCGGAAUGUAUCGGCGAUGUUCGAGCGCUGCUGACGCAGAUACUUUGUGAUGAACUGCCAUAUCAGUCCGGAAACGAUAUCUGUACAAUGAUUCUGGACGUGCUGGACGAAUGUCACAAAACGUUUGUUAGCUGCUUCAACGCGUUCUAUCCUACUUCAUUCCUCAAGUGGAACUGUAUUUGCAACCUGUUGGCACAAAUAGACAAGGGGAUUCUACACUCCCGCUUGCUCAGCGGUGUGCUGGCAGGACUGUGUGAUCCAAACAUCAAUCUGCGGUCGACGUUCUCGAUGCUGUCGCCCAACGUGGAGUACAAAUCGCUCACGAGUCCUAGCGAUAACUUGGGCUUUCCGAUGCUGGUGAGUUCGGAAAACUACCAGUACCCGAUCCUGGUGGAGCAGAUGCUCUACCGUACGCAGAAGGAGAAAACAAUCACCUGCAACUCGUGGACUUUUAAAGACGUGCUAAGCCGCUUGCUUGACAUCAUCUCCAAACCGAUACGAUUGAAGAUUGAGAACAUUUACAACAAUCAAAGUACGGACAUUUACAACGGUGAUGGGAUGAAGCAACGCUUGAACAACAAUUUGAUAACCAACUCGUGCCGGUUGCUGUCGAAAAUGUUGGCUGAGAUUAUCUACCAAAAUUGUACCAUUGAUAAUGAAACGGCGAUCGUCCCUUCGAACAUUCUCCAUUCCAGCGGAAAUCGUUUUGCAAAGGUCGAUGUAAGCAAAACCUGGAACACGGGUAAUUUCGGGCCGGACGCAAUUGCGUUCACCGUUGAUCGUCCGGGAAUUUCCAUUGCGGGAGCUUGUGUUUAUUCCGGAUCCGGUAGCUACGAAUACCAACUGGAACUGCUGUACGAUAGUAUGGAGUCGAAAAGCCAGCUUCAGCACAAGUGGGAAGUGAUCGAGUCCGUCGUGGGUGCUUACGAGCAAAGCAUGGUGAAAAACUUUAUGACGGAGAUCAAGUUCGAUCGUGCCGUCAACAUCAAGGAGAACGUACGAUACGCGCUGCGACUGUGCUCUCAGGGAGCUCGAACGUGUUCUGGCGAUGGAGGCUUUGCGGCCAUUCGUGGACCGUGUGGAGCAACGUUCAAGUUUUAUCCGUGCGAUCUCAGCUUCAACGGGACGACUCCGGCUCGCGGACAGAUUCCUAGCAUCCUGUACUACAGUAUUCCGUCCAUUAACGAUAGCUAUUCGGGAAAGUGCAGCAAGGAAUCCCACGCGCGGGAUAUCGCUUUGCACAUCUCUACUGAUGUAACCUCCCGGUGCAAGGAUCUGUUGAUUCACGCAAGAAACGCAAUUGCAUUUUCGUCGACUUCAAGCGAUAAGAGCUCCAAUUCUUCGCACAACACACAUACCAUCGACUCGGAGCAUAACAUAACGCCCAUCGAGGAGCAUUUAGACAUUGCUUGGAUCAACAACUCGGACAUUGCGAACGUCAACAACGUGACAAGCGCCAAUUUUGAUCAUAACAAUACAUCAACCGCUAAGGACAUUACGAAACGCAUAGAAAACUUUUCAAAAGGUAUCAUCGAAACGCUAAAGUUUGACAAAAAGUCACGCAACUCAAUUGACUUUGAUAUCGAGAUUGAAAUUGGUGCCGAGGAGAUCACGCCGAAUGAUUACAUAGACGAUCGAAACAACAAGUUGGACUCGAUCUCGAAUGGGAAUUCUUCCGGAGUCGGAAUGCAUAGCAAAGCUGAAAACUUUUCAAUAUUGAACGACGCAGGAAGUGACGUGGAAGAGUUCAACCAUCAGCUCAAUCAAGAACGCAUCAUCCAACUCUUCUCCGCUGACGAUUCGUGCCUAUUUACAAUGCUGCUACCCCUGACGUUUGCUCACAUCGGACCGCUGGUCUGCAGCAAUCUCAAAAGUUCCGUCGAAGUUCUGAGUCUCAUUCGCGCCAUCCUGCCGCAUGUGUCUGCGCUAAAUCAGAUCAACAAUUUCAAGCUGUACGACAAACCGGAACUCGAGACCUCACGCAAGACUGCUCCCGCAGACCAGAAUGAUCUGUGCACGACCAGCCACUACUACUGCAUCGUCGAGAGUGAACAUCCGUACAAGUCCAGCACGGUGGCAAACUACCGCGUAGAGUUCCCCGCGAAUGUUCGCUGGAUAACCAUCGAGUUCGAUCCGCAGUGUGGUACGGUCCAGCCGGAGGAUUAUGUCCACGUAAAGAUACCGCAGUAUUCCGAGCGAAGCUCGGAGCAGGCUUUCGUCAACGACAACCACGCUGCGUCGUCGGCAUCGGCUUCUUGCCCACGAAAGAGCAAGGAGGUCAAGUUUGAAAGCAACUCGAAACCGUCCAAUUGCAGCCAGAAGGAUGAGCAAAGCGAGAUAGAUUGGACGAUUAUUAAGAAAUUUAACACGUCCUCAAACUGGAAUAGCAACGCCAUCGUGCUGCCUGGCAACAAGCUGGAGAUUUCGCUGGAAACGGCUUCCACGUACGUGCGCGAGCACAAAGGCAACAAGUACGGCUUCAAGUGUCUGAUCAUCGGGUACGAUAACAAAAACCAGAUGAAGUAUCCGAGUACGUCGUUGAUACACCUCGAGUACGAACUGUCCUACCUAGGGGGCUUGUGCAGUGCAAACCUGCUGAAGAAGGAUCUCAUAUUUUCUGAUGACAUAACGGAGAACAUUGCCAACGUCGAAGAAACGCUGAACAAGCAUACGGCUUUGCUGUCCAAAGGAUUGAUGGUGUCGGACACGGUGCUGACUAUCGGAAAUGCGCUGGAAUCUAAUCUACCAAUUACUGAGCAAAGCUACGAGAAGCAGUUCCUGAAGGAUUUCAUUUACGUCGCGGCGGGUUCCCCCGGGGCUCGGCUGGCCGCCUGGCUUCAGCCCGAAUCUCGGCUGGACCCGAACAAGUGCGAGAUCAAAAUGUCGCAAGAACCGCUGCGUUGCGGUUGGCCUUCGCAUUUCAUAAUCGAAACACGUGACCAGUACGGCGACGAGAUCUUCGUACCGGGAAUUAAGGUAAGUGGCGUUGGACCGUUGAACGUGGGGGUGUCUCAGUUUGGCCAAUCUCUGCGUUUUUUUGUUCUCCAGAUCGAAGUGAAAGCCUCCCUCGGCAGCAACCUUAUCUCGGAGGGCAAUCGGAAGAUGCACAUGAAGUCACGCAAUGACUCACUGUAUCUGGGCGGGGCCGCGCUGCCUCCGAAAAUCGGCUACGAGUGCACCUUUAAGGAGAAGGAAAAGAGCUGCCUAAAGGCAAUUACCGCAAUGAAACCGUAUCAGCCGUACUCGUUCGAAGAGUUGCGUUACUGUAACACGAUCCAAAGCAAAACCACCGAGAUCCUGACCGCAAACGAUCUGGGCAACAACACGUACGGGGUGUUCUGGACACCGAGCGUUCCCGGGAACUAUAGUCUGACCAUCACGAUCGAUGGGGUUUGCGUGGAGGAAAUCUAUCGCGUCGACGUGAUUGAUGCCGGACUGCCGCCGUUGUCGCAGGAAACCACACUGAAGAAGGUGCAGCCGCCGACCAAGCUGAGGAAGUUUAUCGCGAAAAAUUCGGCCGGAUUGCGCGUCCGGUUGCACCCAACGCUGCAGUCGGACCAGAUUGGGAUAGUGAAGCUGAACGGUAUCGUCUCCUACAUCGACGAGAUGGAAAACGACGAUGGUUUGUGGGUGCGGCUAUCGACGGAAUCAAUCCGUGAGCAUUGCACCUCCAGCUGGUUCCCAACGGAAGCGUGGUGCCUGCAGUACAACCAGCACCUGGGCAAGACACUCCUACAUCCGAUCCUGGAGUCCAGCUCAACCAAAGCUUUGAUGGAACAGGUAGAUCAAAGCAGUCCCUCAACUUCUGAUGCAAAUGAAGAAAAUGAGAAUACCAUUGAUUAUUUUGAUUUUAUGAAGACGGAUUGUCCCACCGACGAGGCGUCAUCCGCAAACGAUGGCGAGGAACUGGUCGCCGCCGCUAAGCUACUCCAGAUCACAGAGCAACCUCCGACAACAGAUGAAAGUCCAGCCAAUGCGGCGGCGGCUGCGGCCGCGGCGGCAAACAUUAACAUUGCCAACUUGAACCAAAGCAAUAUUGGUGCCGCAAUCGCGGGCGUUGUUGGCGGCGGGGCCAAAAAGAUGCAAGCCCUCCAGAAGUGGCUCAAGGGGGACAGCUUCGAGGAGAAUGAAUCUCCCCGGAAGCGCAAAAGUGAGGGUCACGAUCCGAGAAGUCUGGGAAAUCGAUCCUUUGACCGCAGCCGAAGCGUUAGCCCGGAGAUCUUUUCACUGAGGAGGUGUGACUCAUCCAGUAGUAACAAAUCCGAUACCUCAAAGAAUUUGCAGUACAAAAGUGUAUCGAAAUCGGAUGGCAGUAUGGAUGACCGCAAAUCUCCAGAAAAUCUCGCCGCCCCGGAUGGAAAUUUCUCCGCCAGCAUUCCGCCGUUCAACAGCAAAUCGCUGAAAAUCGAGUCCAAAGAACUGCCCAAACGUGCUCUCUCGCCGUCGAUCGCCGAAACUCUCCGCGCCGUAUUUUCCGCCUUUCUCUGGCAUGAAGGACUCGUCCACGACGCCAUGGCCUGCGCGUCCUUCCUCAAGUUUCAUCCCAGCAUUUCGAAAAAGGAAAGCGAGAAUAUGCCCGUUGGAAAUCCACACGAGCAUCUCCUGACUAGGGAGCAGAAGGUGUUGCAGCGUCACUCGGUUGAGAUUUCGAAUGCCGGGACUUAUUUGAACAUUCGACCUUCGACGCUGGAAACGCUGGCCAAGAUUGGAAACUGUUGCGUGCACAACAGAAAGUUGCGCAAUCGAAAUGCGGACAUUUUCUCUUCUAAAGAUGGCGAAUAUCCACAACCAAGUGCGCUGCCUCCCGCGUUACGGUGCCUCGUGUACGUCUGGGAUCAGCUUUGCUGCAAUUUCAUACACUUGGUGGAGACCAACUCCAAUGAUAAGGAAAAUGAUUUUAGCUCGCUCAAGUCGAACAAAUCGACUGAGGAAAAAUCGGCCAACAAUCCGAAAGCCGCAAACCAGAAAAAGGUCGAGGACGGCUGUUGGUGCGAGUUGUGUGACGUUUUCCUGCCGAUUCCGGUUACGUAUCACAUGAGGAUCGUGCAUCCAGGCUGUGGCAAGUACGCCAAAGGAAAGGGUUACAACUCAAUUGGCGUGUACUGCGAGGGAUGGGCCGGUAACUGCGGCGACGGUGGCCAGGGCGUAUCCAGCUGGUAUCUCAUGUGUGAAAAGUGUAGACAAAAAUAUGUCAACACAGCUAAAGUGUCGAACAAUGUCAACUUUAACGGUGCGAAUCAAACAGUUGGAAAGGGGGAAGGUGGUUCCAACAUUUUGCUAGGUUUUGGAGCGGAAUCCACAAUUCCAUCAGAGCUUUUUACCAUAAUGAAGGAGAAUUCUUUUUUCCUGCUCGAACUGAACUCUUACAACGGAGGGCUUAUCAACAAAUCCGCAAACGGCACUUCAGAUGCAGCUGCAGUUCAUGAACAAUCAACCAGCAGCAGAUAUAAGAACGUUGAUUUGAAUGAUUCGUACGAUUCGAGCUAUUACUUUGACGAUAAAAACAUUCACUGGAGUGGUGGUGAACUAAUGUGGCCACCACCAGAACUGCUCGCUAGCAUGGAAACUCUCGGAGCAAAAACUAACAACGAUCUAACCUGUGACUUGCUCGGGAUGAAUCUUGGUGAUAUGCAUGCUUAUGAUUUUAAGGUAAUCGAAGACCUCUCGAUGGAGGCGGCUGAUUCGUACUUGAAAAACAUCCAAACGUCGCCGGCAAUUCCGUCGACGAGUAAGUUUCAUCGGAGCUUCUCGAUGGGCCAGGGUUGGAACACACCGCAGAAUAAGCUCGCCACAGAAUACAAUCCGGUGGGAAAGGGCGAAAUUGGUGGCAAGGGCGAUGGUCCCUGCAAUGUGGUUAUGAGGCGUAAAAAGCAGUGCACGUGUACGAGUGGGGACUCGAAUCUGCUAAACUAUCCUUCGGUUUAUUUGCAAAAACUUGUUCCGGAGCACUUGUUGAAUAACAGUUUGGCUAAAGAUAACAUUCCCAACAGUAGAAGCAAAAACAAAGUUAACAACAAGAUCAAUGAUAAGAACAAUCUUCAGACAAAUCCCCGCGCGACACUGCUGGCGAGUGGAAAGAGACCGGAAGAAAUAAAUUUCUCAGAGUUCCUCGAGAUGUACCACAGCAACGCACGAGAGAGCAGCGAGAAGCUGAAGAACGUUGAUGAAAAGUCGGACGGUUCUGGAUCGGGAAGUUCGGGCAACUCGGCUUAUAAGCUGGAUGUUCAGGCGGGAGCUCUGUCACUGCUCAAUCGUCCGUCGAUGAUUUUUAUGCUGGAGAAGCAUGACCUGAAAAAGCUUCGCCAUUUGAUGACCCGGAAUCUGCGGAAAACGAUUUGCAACAUUUACAGCUUGCAAGCUCUAAAUUGGCUGCUUCGAUCCGUGACGCAACCGAUCGGACUACACGACAUCAUGUGGUGGUUCAUUUCAUCGCUUUCGUACUCGACACACGACUGCGAGGAUGAACCGAAGCUGGACGAGGGAGUGCUUGGUCUGGAACAUCCGGGCUCGAACCAGUUCAACGGACCACUCUCGCAAACGCUCUCCCAAAGUUUGCACUCGCUGCUGCACACUAUUGCGGAUCUAACACUGCUCCUGCCGUCGGGAUCGUCCUUGCAGAAGACUGCCGUCCAGUGUUUUGGGUUGAAGUUCAAACAAUCUGACCACCAGUUCUUGCACCGGUCGCACGUUUUCGGGAACAUUUCGAAAAUUUUGUCAAAAUCCGAGGAGCAGAACGAUGAAAAUCUGCUUCCGUCGGUGGCCAUGCUCAAUUCCUACUCGAAUGCCGUCGAUGUGUUUACGGAGGAAUGCAUCCGGAUCAGCAUGCUCAGCGAUAUUACGGAGAUUUUCGAUCUUGUAGUUUCAUCGCGACCUGCGUUGGCAAAUUCGUUGAUAGACAACUCGACGGAGACAUUCUGGGAAAGCGAUGAGGAGGAUCGGAACAAACCUAAGAUCAUCGAACUGACUAUGAAUCGAACCAAUUAUCACUGCAAGGUUAUCUGUAUUCACAUCGACAACAGUCGGGAUAUUGGGAACAAAGUGUCCAGCAUCCUUCUGUACGGAGGCAGUUCGUUUGGCGAAACGUCACUUCUAAAGACCAUUGACGUCGAUCCACUUGUGUGCAGCUGGAUAUCGGCAACGAUAUCCGACGACGAGUGCACCCAUUACCGGAUGGAAUUCCGUGGCCCGGAAGCGACCCUCCGCGUUCGCCAGAUCAAACUGCUUGGCUACACUGCCGAAGAUAAAGCGUCCCAGUUCAAGCACAACCUCAAACACACCAGCGCCAAUUACAUCCAGCAGAAAAACUGCGAAGCGGAAACGCUGCGUGUUUUCCGUCUACUAACGGGACAGGUAUUCGGGAAGCUAAUUCUCGAGAGUGGUAAAAAUUUCGGUGCAAACACCCCGACUUCGUCCAAGAUCACCGAAUCAACGGUCAUCUCAUCCUCAACGGAGUCGCUCGAUUUACGCGAGCACAUGGUCGGCAUCCUGUUUAGCCGUAGCAAGCUGAGUCACCUCCAGAAGCAAAUCAUCGUCCACAUUGUGCACGCUAUCCAGAAGGAAGCGCUGCGCUCGCGGGAAGAGUGGGAGCACAACGUCAUGUUCAGCGCGGACAAUGAAACCGACUUUGAGGAGAAUCUCAAGCUGAACGACACGUACUGCUUUGAAAUGCUCAGCAUGGUGCUGGCGCUGUCCGGGAGUGCCGUUGGACGAUCGUAUUUAUCGCACCAGCACGGUCUACUGAAGGAUUUGUUCUCGCUGCUGCACACAGGGAGUGAUCGCGUCCAGAGGCAGGUUACGGCGCUGAUCCGGCGCAUUUUACCGGAAAUUUCACCAGAGACGCUUUGCGAGCUGCUUGGAGUGGAGAAGGUUCCGGAGAUUGACUUUAAUCUGCUCAGUCAGAACAAUGAGAUGUUUAAUAUGAAUAAAUGCGGCAUUUUGGACAUUUUCCUAGCCGUAAUCGCGAAAGCUCUUCAGGUGCAGAUCAAGGUGAAGAACAACUCGAACAAAAAUCCACCAACCAUGAAGCUGUGGCGAUACAUGAAUAUUUGCAAAAUUGACGACUAUGAAAAGUCCACGCUGAACAAGCUUUCGAUGACCAAUUCCCAAUUCAGCAACGCUGAAUCGGACCACCCGGUUGGUGCUCCUGGCCAAAAGGACAACAGCCCGGCGGCGGAGCAGUACGACUUUGAGGGCUCGUCGUCGGAAUUCUUAGAUGACAAAACCAACGACGACAAUUCGGUUGACUUUGACGGCGUUGGUGCGGCGUGUUCUUCGAAGCCGGGCAUUCGGAUCGAGACGGUCGGGGUGAAGCCGCGGUGGUUCUUAAACGGAACAAUUUCGUCCAAACAGGCGGAUAAUAUUAUGACUUUGAUUCGCGACAUGGCGCAUGGUAAACUGUCGGAAAAGUGGUCACUCAUCACGAAGGCUGCCAUCGCGGAGUGUAUUUUGAACAUAACGAGGCUUUUGGACGUUUAUCGGGUGCCGGAGACGUGCAUGACGACUCCGACGCUGUGGCUUGCGCUGGCCAGUUUGUGCGUCCUGGAUCGUGACCACGUGGAAAAAUUAUCGUCCAGCCAGUGGUCAAAACAGUCCGAGUCCCGGCCGCUUUGCUCAAAUCACGACGAUGAUGUUACGUACGCCAUGAUCAUCUGCAGCUUGUGCGGUUCGCUGUGCUCCGAUUGUGACCGGUUUUUGCACUUGAACCGAAAGACCCGAAAUCAUUAUCGCACGGUUUGCAAAGAGGAAGAGGAGGCCAUUCGGGUCGAGCUGCACGAAAGCUGUGGCCGGGCCAAGUUGUUUUGGCUGUUGGCGCUUGUCGACUCGAAAACGCUCAAGGGAAUGCUCGAAUUUCGCAAUGGAAACAACACGCUGGUUUGUGAUCCGCCAAACGCCGCGAUUGGCGUGUGCCGGUUUUGCGGAGUGACUGGCAGCACCGGUCUGCUGGCGGUGGGAAAUGUUUGCGUGGACCAGCAGUGCCAGGAGUACGCGGCAAGUGCUUGUGCGAAAAUCCAUCCGUGUGGCCAUCUGUGCGGUGGAAUCGUCAACGAGGAAAAGUGUCUGCCAUGUUUGCAGCAAAAGUGUCUCACGUCCGAGGGUAAGGCCAGCAGUGGCAGCGGAGCGGAGCAACCGAAGUUGACGCAGGACGCAGACGACAUGUGUAUGAUUUGCUUCACUGAGGCCCUCUCGUCGGCUCCUUCCGUUCAGCUGGACUGUGGCCACGUGUUUCACUUCCACUGCAGUAAGGCGGUUCUGACCAGGCGGUGGAACGGGCCGCGGAUUAGUUUCGGGUUUUCGCAGUGUCCCAUCUGCAAGAUGGACAUUCAGCAUUCGGCGCUGGCGGAAAUAUUGGAUCCGAUCGUUGCGUUGAAAGCGGAUGUCAAGCGAAAGGCAUUGAUGAGGCUCGAGUACGAAGGUCUGGCCAAGAAUCUCGAUAGCAAGGAUCUGUCCACUUACGCUAUGGAACGCUACGCUUAUUACGUUUGCAGCCAAUGUGAAAAGGCUUAUUACGGUGGCGAGGCUCGGUGCGACGCCGAGCUGGGCGAGAACUACAACCCCCAGGAGCUGGUAUGUGGCGGAUGCAGCGAUGUGGUUAAGGCCAAGAUGUGUCCCAAGCACGGGACCGACUUUCUCGAGUACAAGUGCCGCUACUGCUGCUCAGUGGCGGUCUUUUUCUGCUUCGGCACGACACAUUUUUGUGACACGUGCCACGACGAUUUCCAGCGGCUGACCAACAUCCCGAAGAACAAACUGCCAAAGUGCCCGGCGGGUCCCAAGGCAAAGCAGCUGAUUGGGGAGGAGUGUCCGCUGCACGUUAUUCACCCGUCCACCGGGGAGGAGUUUGCCUUGGGCUGCGGGAUUUGUCGCAAUGCUCACACAUUCUAGGGUUUUGUAUCGCAAGUGCAUUAAGUAUAUUAUGAAGGAAGGAGGAUUUAGCUUUAGUUAGUAAUUCAAAACGGCGAGACUUUCUCUAUAUGAUUGUGCUUAUGAUCUCAUGUUAACCGUGUAUUGUUGUUUGAUAUUUAUUUAGCAAAUCACUAACUUAUAUGUACACAAUUUGAUAACAUUAUAUUUAUCAUAAAAAUAGAACUAUCCAAAACAAAGAAUAAUCACCAAUCAAUCUCUAUCGUCUCUAGCACGUGAAUAAACUCUUGAAAAUUUUUAAA
Messenger RNA from Culex pipiens pallens (northern house mosquito), 15139 nucleotides. RefSeq names its product E3 ubiquitin-protein ligase highwire-like. Lineage: Eukaryota; Metazoa; Arthropoda; Insecta; Diptera; Culicidae. The record is from RefSeq and is a predicted model, not a curated record. Gene Ontology annotation, cellular component: nucleus. The coding region runs from base 336 to 14858 and encodes 4840 amino acids. The transcript is spliced from 35 exons.